Molecule: messenger RNA, 1398 nt
Organism: Gracilinanus agilis (Agile Gracile Mouse Opossum)
Lineage: Eukaryota; Metazoa; Chordata; Mammalia; Didelphimorphia; Didelphidae
Product: pancreatic triacylglycerol lipase-like
Exons: 12
Coding region: 1-1398 (465 amino acids)
Biological process (GO): lipid metabolic process
Molecular function (GO): triacylglycerol lipase activity; protein binding
Source: RefSeq, a predicted model, not a curated record
AUGCUGCUACUUUGGGCAAUCUCGCUAUUAUUGGGCACAGCAGCAGGAAAAGAAAUUUGCUUUCCAAGACUUGGAUGCUUUUCAGAUGAUAAACCAUGGGCUGGCAUUGUAGAAAGACCCCUUAAAAUACUUCCCUGGUCCCCAGAAGAUGUCAAUACCCGUUUUCUUCUAUACACCAAUGAAAAUCCAGACAACUAUCAAGAAAUUGUUGCAGAUUUUGCAACUAUUGAAGACUCUAAUUUCAAUAAGGAUAGAAAAACUCGAUUUAUUAUUCACGGCUUCGUAGACAAAGGUGAAGAAAACUGGUUGUCAAACAUGUGCAAGAAUUUCUUUCAAGUGGAAGAGGUAAACUGUAUCUGUGUGGACUGGAAAUCGGGUUCUCGGACUGAAUAUACACAAGCAUCACAAAAUAUUCGAGUAGUGGGGGCUGAAAUAGCCUACUUGGUGGAACUUCUUAAGUCCCAGUAUGAAUACUCUCUUGAUAAUGUCCACAUCAUUGGCCACAGUCUGGGAUCCCAUGCUGCUGGAGAGGCAGGGAGAAGGCUUAAUGGUCUCGUUGGACGAAUCACCGGAUUGGAUCCUGCUGAGCCUUGCUUUGAAGGUACCCCAGAAGAAGUCCGAUUGGAUGCCAGUGAUGCCAAGUUUGUUGAUGUUAUUCACACAGAUGCCUCUCCUGUCAUCCCUAACUUGGGUUUUGGAACCAGUCAAAUUGUGGGACACCUCGAUUUCUUUCCAAAUGGAGGAGAACAUAUGCCUGGAUGUCAGAAGAAUAUCCUUUCUCAGAUUGUAGAUAUAAAUGGAAUCUGGGAAGGAACUCGUGAUUUUGUGGCAUGUAAUCACUUGCGAAGUUACAAAUAUUAUGCUGAUAGCAUCCUCAACCCAGAUGGCUUUUCUGGAUUCCCUUGUGCUUCCUACAAAGUUUUUGAGGCGAAUAAAUGCUUCCCUUGUCCAUCUGGAGGAUGUCCACAGAUGGGCCACUAUGCUGACAAAUUUGCUGAUGCAACACGUACAACAGGACAGAUCUUUUAUCUCAACACUGGGGAUUCCAGUGAUUUUGCUCGUUGGAGGUAUAAGAUAUCUGUCACAUUGUCUGGAGCCAAAGUCACUGGACAUGUAAAAGUUUCUUUAUUUGGAAGUAAUGGAAACAGUAAGCAAUAUGAUGUUUAUAGCGGGAAACUACGACCAGGUUAUACUCAUUCUAAUGAGGUUGAUUCAGAUGUCAAUGUUGGAACACUUCAGAAAGUUAAAUUUCUUUGGGACAACAAUGUGAUCAAUCCAACUCUGCCCAGAGUGGGAGCCUCAAUGAUCACCAUAGAAACUUCUGAUGGAAAAACGUAUGAUUUCUGUAGCAAAGAAACUGUAAGAGAAGAUGUUCUACUAACUCUCAAUGCUUGCUAA